AUGUCAGCCAAUAUUCCCAUCACUGAUAAACGCCGCGUUGCUUUGGCAUACGAUGGCACCGAGGAUGCCCAAAAGCUUUUCGACUGGGCGCUAAAGAACAUCAUCCGUCCAGAAAUGGACCACCUUAUCCUGCUCUCUGCCCGACGAACAUCGGGCUUACCCAUGCUAUCCACAUCUCCCACACGUAUGAACGACGCCAUCCAACAAGCAGAGGCCCAUCCACAGGGAGGCGCAACUGCACGCGAACGGCUGGAGGCAAUGGGCGACCACCUACGAUCACUGAAGAUUUCGAGCGAGGAGCAUAUUCUGUGGGGUGAUGCAAAGACGCUCGUGCCGCGCUUCACACAACAACAGCCAGUGGAUCUUUUGAUUGUCGGAUCGCGCGGUCUGGGCGCAGUCAAGAGCGUCUUCCUGGGCUCGGUAUCAGACAAGUGUAUCCAUGAAUGCCCGUGUCCAGUACUCGUUGUACGAAAUGCCACCAUUUAA
Molecule: messenger RNA, 486 nt
Organism: Zychaea mexicana
Lineage: Eukaryota; Fungi; Mucoromycota; Mucoromycetes; Mucorales; Lichtheimiaceae
Exons: 2
Coding region: 1-486 (161 amino acids)
Source: RefSeq, a predicted model, not a curated record